Nerophis lumbriciformis (worm pipefish) is the source of this 4428-nucleotide messenger RNA. It is a transcript of the gene sec24a, whose product is annotated as SEC24 homolog A, COPII coat complex component. Gene Ontology annotation, molecular function: zinc ion binding; SNARE binding. Gene Ontology annotation, cellular component: endoplasmic reticulum exit site; COPII vesicle coat. Lineage: Eukaryota; Metazoa; Chordata; Actinopteri; Syngnathiformes; Syngnathidae. The record is from RefSeq and is a predicted model, not a curated record. Gene Ontology annotation, biological process: endoplasmic reticulum to Golgi vesicle-mediated transport; intracellular protein transport; COPII-coated vesicle cargo loading.
AACGUUGAUCCCUCUGGGUGAUCCCAACUUCCGGUUGUAGACGAUCACCCUCUUGCAAGGCCUGUCGGCCUCCUCCGCAGCUACUUACCAGUUAACAGCGGCAGCCAUGGCCGUGUGAUCGGCGACGAGUGAGACCAACAGCAUUUCGAAGCCAGCCUGCGACACGUCAGCUCGGACGAAUAACCGACGCGUCGCCGGGGCGACAAGUUUGGUCAACAUUUAGCUCGGUCGGCUACCCUAAAGACGCGGCUAACUGCUCGCUAGCGCCUGUAAAGCAGACCCUGGUGUCCAUUUCGGGAUGUCAACGGCGGGCUUCAACGCCCAGAACGGGACCGGACAACCGUACGCUAAUGGUCCUUCCCAGAAUCCCGUUGGUGUUCAGCAACUCCCGGGGGUCAACUACAGCAUGACGCACCAACCCGCAUACAAUCCCAUGCAAGCCAAGGCUCCAGCCCCCCAUGCCCCUGGACUUUACCCCUCUGGGCCGUACCAGCAUGUCCCCCCAGUCAGCUCCUACCAGCCCGGCCCGCCAACCACUUCUUACCACGCUCCCCUCGGACAGCCCCAGCUGACCCGACCUCCGCUUGGGGGCCCCAUGUCCCAUACUCCUCCUCAGUCUGCCAGCCCCAGUCCCGGGCCCCGGCUGCCCCCUGUACACGGCACACCUCCGCCUCCUGCUGUGUCUUACGGUGAAUACUACUCCAACCUCCAGCAGCCCCCCAUGGCCUCACAGUGGCAUGACAACUCGGCUCCUCCGCCCACGGGGCCUCCGGUCUCCUCAAACAUGCCACCGCGGGGCAUGGCGCCCAAUCACAUGAGCCCACCCGGACCUUACAGCUCUGCACUGUCACCCUCUGGGUCCCUUAGCCCCAUGCAGCCCCCGCACACAGGGGCGCCCCCCACCUCUCUGCAGGGAUACAGCCAGCCAGGUAGCGCUCCUCCGCCGAUGAACCCAGUGGCCUCACAGCAGUAUCACCCAAGCAGAGGGCCUUACGGGGCCCCACCCACAGGCCCACCACCCACCAUGAAGCCCACAGCACCUCCAACCGGACCACCGAUGGCCAAUGCCACACCUCCGCCCCCAAAGGCCGAUGCUCAGUGCGGGGGUGCUGCCUGCAGCUCUCAGCCCCCCACUGAGCCCGAUUGCCAGGAGGAUAUUGAAUGUCCAGGAAUUCCGGGCGGAAGUGUGCCCCUUCCAUCGAAUGGGCCCAAUCAUGUGGACUACAAACCUGCCGCACCGCCCCAGCCUGGCCCGCCCCAGCCUGGCCCGCCCCAGCCUGGAGCUCCUCAGCCUGGCCCGCCCGGUCGCCACCUGGGGCACUACCCCUCGCCCCCCCCGGGGUACCUGCACCCUUCGGCUCCCCACGGCGCCCCUCCGAGCAUGCACCCAGGAAUAGCGAGCGCCACUCAGCCUUACACUACAACACCUCAAUUGUACCAGCAGCCACCUCCCGGGCGUGGCCCAGCUCAGCUGAGCUCAUCCCUGGCCGCCAUGAGCCUCCAGUCCAGCACCCCUGAGACUUUACGUGUGGUCAACCUUCUCCAAGAGCGGAACCUGCUGCCCCCGGGGCCAGUCAGCGCCCCGACACCCUGCCUCCCCUUAGACCUGCAAAAGCUAAAUUCCAACCCGGAGGUUUUCCGCUGCACGUUGACAAGCAUCCCUCAGACCCAAUCUCUGCUCAAUAAAGCCAAGAUGCCACUGGGACUGCUGCUGCAACCCUUCAAAGACCUCUCGCAACUUCCUGUGGUGACGCCCAGCACCAUCGUCAGGUGUCGCUCCUGCCGGACUUACAUCAACCCCUUCGUGUCCUUCCUGGACCAGAGGAGGUGGAAAUGCAACCUGUGCUUUCGGGUCAAUGAUGUUCCAGAGGAGUUCAUGUAUAAUCCAGUCAGUCGAUCCUACGGAGAACCACACAAACGACCGGAAGUGCAGAAUUCCACCAUCGAGUUUAUCGCUCCAUCAGAAUACAUGCUGAGGCCGCCACAGCCGGCUGUGUACCUUUUUGUCCUGGAUGUUUCCCAUAAUGCAGUGGAGACGGGCUACCUGAAGAUAUUCUGUCAGUCAGUGCUGGACAAUAUCAACACGCUCCCCGGGGACUCGCGGACAAAAAUCGGCUUCAUCACCUUCGAUAGCACCAUCCACUUCUACAAUCUUCAGGAAGGACUGUCCCAGCCUCAGAUGCUCAUCGUCUCAGACAUUGAAGAUAUCUUCUUACCAACACCGGACAGCCUUUUAGUAAACCUCAACGAGAGCAAAGAGUUGGUGCAGGAUCUCCUGAAGAGCUUGCCCACGUUAUUUGAGAAGACCAUGGAGACCCAGUCGGUGCUGGGCUCGGCCCUGCAGGCCGCCUUCAAGCUGCUGUCCCCCACCGGAGGCCGCAUGUCCGUCUUUCAGACCCAGCUUCCCAACCUCGGAGUCGGGGCCCUGCAGUCCAGAGAGGACCCAAACCAAAGAGCAUCAGCCAAGGACAUCCAGAAUUUAUCUCCAGCGACAGACUUCUACAAGAAGCUGGCUCUGGACUGCUCCGGCCAGCAGGUCGCUGUUGACCUGUUCCUGCUCAGCUCUCAGUAUUGUGACCUGGCUUCUCUUGGCUGCAUAUCCAGGUACUCUGCAGGCACCGUCUACUAUUUCCCGUCUUACCACCACCAACACAACCCCGCUCAGGUGCUGCGCUUCCAAAAGGAUCUGAAGAGAUACUUGACAAGGAAGAUCGGCUUUGAGGCCGUCAUGAGGAUCCGCUGCACCAAAGGUCUGUCCAUUCACACUUUCCACGGAAACUUUUUUGUACGCUCCACGGACCUGCUCUCGCUGCCCAAUGUGAACCCGGACGCGGGCUUUGCCGUUCAAAUGUCCAUCGAGGAAAACCUGGACAACAUGCAGACGGUGUCUUUCCAGGCGGCACUGCUGUACACCUCCAGCAAAGGAGAGAGGAGGAUCCGUGUGCACACUUUGUGUCUCCCGGUGGUCCACUCUAUGUCCGACAUCUUUGCUGGUGCUGACGUUCAAGCCAUGUGUGGCCUGCUGGCGUGCAUGGCUGUGGAUCGCUCGGUGACGGCCAGCCUGAGCGACGCCAGGGACGCCAUGACCAACGCCGUUAUCGAUUCGCUGACGGCGUACCGCCAGUCGGUGCUGACCAUCCAGCAGCCCGGCCUGCUGGCCCCAGCCUGUCUUCGCCUCUUCCCCCUUUACAUCACAGCUCUGCUCAAGCAGAAAGCUUUCAGGACGGGGACCAGCACCAGACUGGACGACCGGGUCUUCGCCAUGUGUCAGCUCAAGUACCAGCCGCUGGUCUACGCCAUGUUGAUGAUUCACCCCGCUUUGUACCGCGUAGACGACCUGACUGACGAGGGAGCUCUGAACGUCAGCGAGCGCACCGUCCCUCAGCCGAGAGUGCUGCAGCUCUCUGUGGAAAAGCUCAGCUGGGAGGGCGCGUUCCUCAUGGAUGCAGGAACGGACAUGUAUCUGUUGAUUGGACGCAACUGCAACCCCAACUUCCUCAGCCAAGUCCUGGGUGUUCCGAACUAUGCCACCGUGCCUGAUAACCUGUAUGUGCUGCCAGAGUUGGAAACUGCUGAGUCGCAAAGAACCCGAGCUUUCGUUGGCUGGUUGAGGGAUCAGAGACCCUUCUUUACCACCCUGCACGUCAUCAGGGACGAGAGCCCGAUGAAAGUCCCUUUUAUGCAGAACAUGAUCGAGGACCGGACCGAGUCGACCGUGGCCUACUACGAGUUCCUGCUCCACCUCCAGACGCAGGUCUCCAAAUGAUGCAACGACGAUUCUCGGACACCAGCCCGCGCUCAAGCUGGGAUGUGCAUCAGUUAGUGUGUGUCUGUGUGUGCGUUUGUGUCCGCGAGAAGAAGUGGACAAAAAAAAGGUUAUCUUUGCUGACAUGCUCCUGUCCCGAGUCGCUGGGAGGACACUUUGAUUUGAGUGGGGGGGCGAGGUUAGAACAGAUGAGUGAUGUCAACUGUCGGCAAAGACGCCUUUAUCAAAAUGUAUGCGAGUGUUUCUGACUGUUAUCAAAUGUCGUCCCAAGGAUUUAAGCUCCAUCGCCCUCAUCGAGGACACAAUCGUGUGUGCUUUUCUUUUGUCAGUCUCGAUGUGAAGGAACAAAUGUCAGAAAAGGUGCCCCAAUUUGUGAGAAGUCAUAUCUGUUUAAUUUAUGAUACUCCCAGUCUUGAUUAAAUUCAAUAAUUGCCUUGUAUUACGGGAACUACUUUUAUUAUCAAGCCUCUGUAGAAACGCAGACUAUAUGACAUAUUUUAAUAUAACGGGAGAUUUCUUUAACAUAGACAUAACAAAGCCAUUUUAAUGAUCUUUUAAUUAUGCCUACGUGUAUAUUGAAAAUACUGCAUAAUAGAAAGGUGAAGAAAUGCUAAUAAGAAUUAAGAUGACUUGUCUAAGAAAAUAAAAUGUUUGGGACUUUU